Ambispora gerdemannii is the source of this 1548-nucleotide messenger RNA. The record is from the annotation of a GenBank genome assembly. Lineage: Eukaryota; Fungi; Glomeromycota; Glomeromycetes; Archaeosporales; Ambisporaceae.
AUGCCGAAAAAAGAAACAAAACGGCGAUUUACGCCAAGCUUAGAUAGAAACGAAAAGCCCCCUCUCAGGAGGUCCAACACCUACUGGGGUAUUCUCUUUCCAACUGAAAAUAACACAAGAUACCCUCAAAUUCGUUUAUUUGAAGAUAGACACACAAUCGGUUAUGGUGUCACAAAUACGACUGUCUUGGGUGAAGACGGAAUCAGCUUUCAUCACUGUACAAUCUAUAAAGAUUACUAUAGUGAAAAUGGUAAAAAUAUCACCAAGUAUAUGCUAGAAGAUAAAAGUUCUUUGGGGACUCUGGUGCAAGGAAAUCGAUGCAGAACCAAUGAACCUGAAAGAAUCUAUCAUGGCCACAUAAUCGGUUUGGUAACAUGUAACGGUGUUCUUGAGUAUAAGCUACUUGUAAAUGAGGAUCCUGAGGAGCGUGGAUCAUUCGCAUCGAAGUGGACUGUUAUCAACCAUCUAGGAAGUGGUCACUUUGCAGAUGUAGAGAUGGUUGUACCUUUUGGGGAAGAUCCCAACGAUCCCUCUACUCGAAAGGCUGCUGUUAAAAUUAUCAAAACUGACCGUCUCCAUCACCCAAAGCUUCGUGAAAAUCUUAAGAUAUAUAAUGAAACGAACAACAUAUAUAUUGUAAUGGAAUACGUACCCGAGAAAGAGUUCUUUGAUCUGAUUUAUGAGAAAAGGCUUCUGACUGAGAGUCAAACGCGAAAAGCUUUCUAUCAGAUCUUCAAUGCUAUCAAGUAUUUGCACGACCGAAAUAUUAUUCACCGGGAUCUGAAACCGGAGAAUAUAUUAAUGGUCGAAAAAGAAAAAAUGACUCUUAAGAUUUCCGAUUUCGGGUUAUCUAAAAUCCUCGGUAAUUCGGACGAAGUGAUGACAACUCUGUGUGGAACUCCGACUUAUGUUGCCCCAGAAAUACUUACUCCAAGAGAAAGGAGAAGCUAUAAUUCCAAAGUCGAUAUGUGGAGUCUAGGCGUCAUUCUGUACGUAUGCCUAUGUGGCUUUCCGCCUUUCUCGAAUGAUAGGAGCCCACCAAGUCUAACCGAGCAGAUAAGAAGUGGAAUCUAUACAUUUCCAUCGCCUAUGUGGGAUACAGUCAGCGAGAAUGCCAAAGAUCUUAUCAGAAAUCUGUUGGUAACCAAUCCUGACGAACGUUUCUCGGUUGACGAAGCGAUAAACCAUCCUUUUAUGACCGCUGGAUUUGAUAUUAACGGUGAUGACGAUUAUGACUAUUUAGAUAGAGUUGGAUACCACGUGGAAAAAGGCCAAACCUUGAUGAUAAUCCCUCGAUUGCGAAAAGUGAACCAGGAAGGAACCGAAAGGUUGGCCAAUGAACCAUGUACGAAUGUGAUAACUAGUAAGAGUAAUGAAAGACUUCCCAAAGUCAGCCCACAAUCGAACAUCAAUGAAGUAGAUACUCAUUCGCAAUUACACUUCACAACGUUUGGAAUGCAACCUCUUGAAGGCACAAUCUAUUCUGCGGCUGGUAGCUCAGUCUACAUGACAGCUAACGAAUAUUCGGAUGCCUGGUUCCCACAUUAA